ACCCGCCUCUUAAAGCGGCGGCGGGAAGAUGAGGUUUCGGGAGCCGCUCCUGGGCGGCAGCGCCGCGAUGCCGGGCGCGUCCCUGCAGCGGGCCUGCCGCCUGCUCGUAGCCGUCUGCGCGCUGCAUCUUGGCGUCACCCUCGUCUACUACCUGGCGGGCCGCGACUUGAGCCGCCUGCCUCAGCUGGUCGGAGUCCCAACACCGCUGCAGGGCGGCUCGAACGGCGCCGCCGCGAUCGAGCAGCCCUCCGGGGAGCUCCGACCUCGAGGGGCCCCGCCGCUGCCGCCUUUGGACGCUUCCUCCGAGCUGCGCUCGGGUCGCGACUCCAGCCCAGAGGCAGACUCUCACUCCGGCCCCGGCUCCGCGAGCAACUUGACUUCGGCCCCGGUGCCCUCCACCACAGCGCUGUCGCUGCUCGCAUGCCCUGAGGAGUCCCCACUGCUCGGUAAGGACUCGGGGACUUUCCCGAAUUUCCUCGGCGGGGUCCCCUGGACGUUCGCCUGUGCCCUCUUCCAGGAUAUCCAGCCUCCCAGUUCCGGAUCACCGUCCCUAAUCCCAGACAGAGGUUCCGGGCUGGAUGGCUUAAAUGGGGAAGAUAAAUGGUACCUAAGUCAGGGUUGUUUUGGAAGAUCAGGUGAAACAGUGUAA
Messenger RNA from Leptonychotes weddellii (Weddell seal), 649 nucleotides. Lineage: Eukaryota; Metazoa; Chordata; Mammalia; Carnivora; Phocidae. The record is from RefSeq and is a predicted model, not a curated record.